This is a messenger RNA of Aspergillus heteromorphus CBS 117.55, 515 nucleotides long. RefSeq lists its product as uncharacterized. The coding region runs from base 130 to 387 and encodes 85 amino acids. Lineage: Eukaryota; Fungi; Ascomycota; Eurotiomycetes; Eurotiales; Aspergillaceae. The record is from RefSeq and is a predicted model, not a curated record. The transcript has a single exon.
ACAUGUUUUCGGGUCUUUACGGGUGGCGAACCAAUGGAUUUGGAUUCUGGUGGUCAUUGGGUGGCAGGCUCACUUCCCCGUUUUGGCCUUAUGUUCUUUCUUGUAUAGCAUCUACAUCUACUUUUGUCUAUGUGUACCAUGUCCCGUGUACCAUGUACUAUUCCCCCUCUUGGUUUCUUUUGUUUUGGACUCGCUGUAUCUGAUUGGAUCUGGACGAGUCAGCUGCCGACGGAUUUUUUUUUUACUGUACUCGUUCAUAAUCUGGAGAGAGGAAAUGCGACGUCAUCAUUGGUGUAUGCAUCACAUCUGCCCCCCUGUUUUGGCGCAAGAGAGAAAUUCGCUCCCUUCAGUCCGGUUUGGAAGGCAGUGGUCUGGCCUCGAAGUUGAUCAGAGCCCCCCGUAUAGACCAAUGGACGAAGCACAGUUUGACGGAUUCCCAUGGAACGAGAUCGUGCUGUAUCAAUGUUUGCUUUAGGGAUGGGAACAGGAUGCUCGUCAUCGCGGGUCGAACACUG